This is a messenger RNA of Cyclocybe aegerita, 372 nucleotides long. The record is from the annotation of a GenBank genome assembly. NCBI's taxonomy places the organism in Eukaryota, Fungi, Basidiomycota, Agaricomycetes, Agaricales, Hemipholiotaceae.
AUGUGUCACAUAGCUGUGAUCCUCCAUCGGCGCUGUUAUCAAAACCCCAGAAGCACCAGCACCAGCACCAGCACCACCACACCUCCCAUUGCUAAAGCCUGUGCCCCUACGGUUCUAGUUGGAUCUCUCGGUGUCGGAAAUCUCUCAAAUGCCCCACCUCGGGAGCCAACAGGCAUCGGGAUGCCUCAAUGGAUGAAAUCUGUUGGGAUGCCUCGGCAGGCAGAGACCACCGAGACGCCUCGAGAGGCAAAGACCCUCGAGAUGCCUCGACAGGCGACAGCCGUCGAGAGGUCCCGCAUCGCGGACGUUGACGGGGAGGCAGCGCUUCAGGUUAUUCUGCACUCAGUGCUCACAGGCUCGAGUUGGGCUUGA